Messenger RNA from Schistocerca serialis cubense, 702 nucleotides. Its product is annotated as ankyrin repeat and protein kinase domain-containing protein 1-like. Lineage: Eukaryota; Metazoa; Arthropoda; Insecta; Orthoptera; Acrididae. The record is from RefSeq and is a predicted model, not a curated record. The transcript has 2 exons. Bases 1 to 702 code for a protein of 233 amino acids. Gene Ontology annotation, molecular function: protein binding.
AUGAGCCAGAGCGUCCUCUCGCUACGGCGGGCGGCUCAGCGCAGACUGGAGGUGCACGGCGGCGUCCAGAGCGGCAGGGGAGCGCCACUCACGGGCGCGGACCGAAAAGGGAACACCAGGAGGCCACCACCGCAGAUAGAGACGGCCAGAGCGGGCGCGGACGGAAUAGAGAACGUCCAAAGUGGCAGGGGAGCGCCACUCACGGGCGCGUACCGAAAAGUAGCCUUCCUGGAGACGAGGAAAAACAAAAGGUUGCUCCAGGCAGCUGAGGAGGGGGCACUGCAGGAGAUGCAGGUACUGCUUGCAGCAGGGGCAGACGCUGAAGCGAAGGACACAGUGUGCAUCAGUGGCCUGCACAGGGCAGCAAGGGAGAGACCCAUAGAGCCAGUGAGGUGUCUAGUGGAUGCUCGAGCAGUAGUUGAUUCUAGGACCAACUUACAGAAUACACCUCUGCACUUGGCAGCAUGGAAAGAGCAAGCAGCUGUGGUCCGGCUACUGGCGGCAUUGUCUGCUGACCCCAAUGCUAGGAAUCAGUGGGGGAUGACACCACUGCACAGGGCAGCACUCGAUGGCCAUGUGGGGGCGACAGCAGCACUGCUGGCUGUGGGAGCCAGCCCAGAGGCCAGGGAUGACAUUGGUGCCACCCCUCGUCAUCUCGCCAGGAAAGAGAACCACCAGGAUAUCGUAGAGUUGUUAACUUGA